AAAUUAUUCUUGCUUUUUACUCCUCAAUCAGUUAUAUUAAAUUCAAAUUCGAGUUCUUGAAUACAGGUUUGGCACGAUUGUUGAUUAACGAAACGUUAGGUUAUACAUAAUCUAUUUAGUUGAUUUGAUUCAUUCACGUGCUCCGAACGUAAACAACUUCGCCUGAGACAUCAGAUCCGCAGGUGAAAAGUGAAAGUAGUGGCAGAUGGCAAAGAUAAGUGAAGAGGACACUGUCGCAUCCGAAAAUCAGGAAAUGCCAACAAUAAAUGCAGAAUUCGAACCAGUGAGAACUGAUGAAAAUGAGGACGAAUUCAAGCCAGGAGAGAAGUUAAGAAUAUGGAAAAAUGUACUCGUUCUUGGUUUUGCCUUCAUGCUACAUUUCACCGCCUUCUGGGGUGCUUCUAAUCUCCAGAGUUCAGUGAACGCUGAUGAGGCCCUAGGAACUUUCACUUUAGCCGCCAUUUAUUCAUCCUUGAUAAUUUCGAAUAUUUUCCUAUCGUCGUUCGUUAUCGACAUAAUGACAAUAAAAUGGACGAUGUGUUAUGCGUUCAUUACUUAUAUGCCGUUCAUAGGAGCUCAAUUUUAUCCAAAAUUCUACACAAUGAUACCAGCAGGACUAGCAGUUGGAUUAGGUGGAGGACCAUUAUGGUGUGCCAAGUGUACAUAUCUUACUAUAAUAUCAAGGGCCUACUCGAAAAUAACAGGCGUGCCUUCGGAAAUAAUCUAUCCAAGAUUUUUCGGCAUAUUCUUUAUGUUCUAUGCCAUGUCUCAAGUAUGGGGAAACCUGAUUAGCUCAGCUGUGCUAUCAUCUGGCGAACCGGCUCCUAUUCUAUCGGAUAAUGGGACCCUUCAAAAUAUUACCAGUGUAUUCACUGAGACUCUUUCUGAAUUGGGAAGUGAUGAAAUAUGUGGCGCCAAAUUCUGCCUAGCUGAACUGAACAAAACUGCAAAUCCAAACUUGCAGAAACCACAGGAUUCCAAAAUCAGACUUAUUUCCGGCAUUUAUUUGGUAUGCAUGUUACUAGCAUCACUAAUAAUCGGAAUUGGGCUAGAUUCGAUGAAAAGAUACACAAAAAGGAAGAAUGGAGAUACCAUUAGAAUUUCAUCCUGGAAAUUAUUGGCUGUUACCUGCAAGCAUCUGCGGAAUCCAUUUCAGUUACUUCUCUUGCCUAUCAUGAUGUUCAUAGGUGCUGAACAAGCAUUUAUAGCAGCAGAUUAUACAGUGGCUUAUGUUACUUGUGGAUGGGGCGUGGAGAACAUUGGUUUCGUGAUGAUAUGUUUUGGGGUCUGCAAUGGAAUAGCGUCUACAUUCAUUGGAGGAUUAUCAAGGAUAUUUGGAAGGAAAUUUUUUAUCAGCUUAGGAUUUAUACUACAUUUGUCGCUUAUUGUAGUUCUCCACUUCUGGAUGCCAGGAUCCAAGAGCCGGCUCGUAUACUUCGCUAUUUCUGGCUUCUGGGGAUUCUCAGAUGCUAUAUGGCUGGUCCAAAUACACUCUCUCAACAGCAUACUUUUCCAAGGAAAGGAGGAAGCAGCCUACAGCAACUUCCGUUUAUGGGAAUCACUUGGCUCUGUCAUAACAUAUGCUUACGGUCCUUUCUUGUGUACACAUCUCAAACUAUAUUGGUUGAUAUUUCUACUAUUCAUAGGAAUCAUUUGUUAUUCUGUUAUUGAGCAUAAACACUCUAGAAAGGAAAAAGAGGAAUCACUCAAAGGAACUAAAUUCACACCAAUAAAGAAUUGAAUAAGUAUUUUCACAUUUAUCUGAAUAGGAAAAAUUAAUGACAGAAUAAGGAGUCACGAUACGAUGAAGCUAUAUCGGGUUAAUCUUCAUUCACAAACUUUCAACUGUCAUUAAUGAAGAAGAUACAUUUGUAAAUUUUGUGCAUAAUAUGAAAUCAAUAAAUU
Coccinella septempunctata (seven-spotted ladybird) is the source of this 1905-nucleotide messenger RNA. Its product is annotated as UNC93-like protein. Gene Ontology annotation, cellular component: striated muscle dense body; plasma membrane. Bases 206 to 1741 code for a protein of 511 amino acids. The transcript has 7 exons. Gene Ontology annotation, molecular function: potassium channel regulator activity. NCBI's taxonomy places the organism in Eukaryota, Metazoa, Arthropoda, Insecta, Coleoptera, Coccinellidae. The record is from RefSeq and is a predicted model, not a curated record. Gene Ontology annotation, biological process: regulation of potassium ion transport; regulation of muscle contraction.